AGUAUUUGUCAAUGUAACUGAUAGAGAAGAAGAGUUCAUUCGGGAAGCUGUCUGUUUUUACUAACGAGAAUUGGACUGUCAAACGUUUCUGUCACAAUAUAUAUCAAGAGCUCAUGAGAAGGAGAUGAGUGUCCCAGACUACAUGCAGUGUGCUGAGGACCAUCAGACGGUCCUGGUGGUGGUCCAACCUGUGGGCAUCGUCCCUGAAGACCAGUUCUUCAGGAUCUACAAACGCAUUGCCUCUGUGGCCCAGGUGUCCAUCCGGGACUCCCAGCGGAACCUCUAUAUCCGUUACCGCCACCACUACCUUCCUGAGAACAACGAGUGGGGAGACUUCCAGACACACCGCAAGGUGGUGGGCCUCAUCUCCGUGACRACCUGUGGUUCGGCUAAAGAGUGGCCCCAGACAUUGGACCGUUUCCACAGCCAGAAGGAGGUGUUUGGAGCCACGCUGUACGACUCACGGCUCCUGGUGUUCGGGCUGCAGGGGGAGAUAGCAGAGCAGCAGAGGACGGAUGUGGCCUUCUACUCUAGCUAUGAUGACUGUCCCAAUGUGGAGAAAAGGGUGGAGGACUUUGUGGAGUCCAUCUUCAUUGUGCUGGAGUCCAAGAGGCUGGAUAGAGCCACGGACAAGUCUGGGGAUAAGAUACCACUGCUCUGUGUUCCCUUUGAGAAGAAAGACUUUGUGGGGCUGGACACUGAUAGCAGGCACUAUAAGAAGCGUUGCCAGGGCCGUAUGAGGAAGCACGUUGGGGACCUAUGUUUGCAGGCAGGCAUGUUGCAGGAUGCCCUGGUCCACUAUCACAUGGCUGUGGAGCUGCUCCGCUCCGUCAAUGACUUCCUGUGGCUGGGGGCUGCGUUAGAGGGCCUGUGUUCAGCCUCUGUUAUCUUCCACUACCCUGGAGGAACAGCAGGGAAGGCUGUCGGACGCAAACCCAGCCUGGCACAGGGCCAGGGACAGGCAGCCGACGCAGGGAAGAGACAUCGGCCAGGGGCACAGGAGGUACUCAUUGACCCAGGUGCCCUCACAGCCAAUGGGAUCAGUGCAGACACCAGCAGUGAGAUUGGUCGGGCCAAGAACUGCCUGGGCCCUGAGGACAUCAUAGAGAAAUACAAGGAGGCCAUCUCCUACUAUGGCAAGUAUAAGAAUGCAGGCGUGAUAGAGUUGGAGGCGUGUGUGAAGGCAGUCAGGGUGCUAGCCAUUCAGAAGAGGGCCAUGGAGGCCUCAGAGUUCCUCCAGAAUGCUGUCUACAUCAACCUGGGACAGCUGUCAGAGGAAGAGAAGAUCCAGCGUUACAGCAUCCUCUCUGAGCUCUACCACCUGAUUGGUUUCCACCGUAAAUCAGCCUUCUUCAAGCGGGUAGCAGCCAUGCAGUGUGUGGCCCCCACCAUCCCAGAGCCUGGCUGGAGGGCCUGCUACAAGCUGCUGCUGGAGACCCUGGCCUGAUACGGCCUCUCCCUCGACCCCAAAGACUUCAGCAAAGGUACCCACCGUGGCUGGGCAGCAGUACAGAUGCGUCUGCUCCAUGAGCUGGUGUACGCGUCCCGUCGUAUGGGAAACCCCGGGCUGUCCGUCCGCCACCUCUCCUUUCUGCUUCAGACCAUGCUGGACUUCCUCUCGGACCAAGAGAAGAAGGAGGUGACUCAGAGUCUAGAGAACUACACGUCCAAAUGUCCAGGGGGAAUGGAGGUUCUCACCCUGCCUGAUGGACUCAAACUGCCCCCUGUAGCCUUCACCAAGCUACCCAUCAUCAGAUCAGUGAAACUGCUGGAUCUGCCCGUCAGCCUGCGCCCCCACAAACAGAAAGGCCUCCUGGAAAACAACAUGUCCACCAAGAGUCCCUUCAUCUACUCUCCCAUCAUCAUGCACACCAGAGGAGAGGAGCGCAACAAGAAGAUAGAGUUCCAGUGGGUCCAGGGAGAAGUGUGUGAGGUCCAGCUGAUGGUCUACAACCCCAUGCCCUUUGAACUCCGUGUGGAGCACAUGGGUUUGCUGACAUCGGGCGUUGAGUUUGAGGCCCUGCCUGCUGCCCUGUCCCUGCCUGCUGAGUCCGGGCUCUACCCAGUCACCCUGGUGGGGGUCCCACGCACCGCAGGCAACAUCACCGUCAACGGCUACCACACGUCAGUGUUUGGUGUGACCAGUGACUGUCUCCUGGAGGGUCUACCCAGUGUGUUGACCAGUGGCUGUAUGGUGGAGGUCAUUCCAUCAUUACCCCGUCUCCAGCUCAGCACCUCUCUACCACGGUCGGCCCAUCCCCUUCAGCCCUCUAAAGAGGAGUUGUCCAGCAGUGUGUCUGUCCAGCUGUUUAACGGAGAGACCCAGCAUCUGACCAUCACUCUGGAGAACAUUGGCUCUGAAGACCUGGAGACGCUGGAGGUCGCCUCCAAGACCUGUAAUACUAAAGAGAAGUUGUUUGGAGAGUUCCUGAGCUGGGACCUGGACGAGGCGGGGUCUCAGCUGCCUCUGAAGCCAGGCCAGUCUGUCACCCUCACCGUCAACAUCAAAGUCAGACUGGACUUCUCUGGAGGAGAGAACCUGCUACAGGACCUCAACGAUGAUGGGAUCAGUGUGACAGGCCUUCCCAUCUCCAGCCCCCUGAGACAAGUCCUCAAACCCCGGGCCGAGUCCAAGCCCCUGGGCAGCGAGUCCAGCAAGACAGACUACAACCACGUCAAGACGUUGGAAGCUGUGAUGACGUUUAAGUACUCGGGGGGAGCAGGCAAGGUGGAGGGCUACUAUCGGGACCUGUCCCUGGGAGUGCAUGUUAUCGUCAUGAACUCUGUGUUCUUCACCAGAGUCAAACUACCAGCCACCAGAACCCGUCAGUGCCACCUGCUGCUGGACGUGUUCAAUUCAACAGAACAUGAGCUGACGGUCAGCGCCAACAACAACCAGGACCUGGUGCUGCACGCCUCAGAGUGUCAGAGGAUGGCGAUCCAGGUGGAUAAGUUUGACUUUGACACUUUGCCCCAGCCAGACCAGGAGGCCGUGCGCUACACCAACCCCAAACUGCUGGAGGAGGAGAGGCUUCACGCCCAGGCCUCUAUGAUCAACAGCACCCUGGGCAUCACCUGGAACAUACCCUCUGUCCGUCGCCAGGGAGAGGCCAGUGUGGAGGGAGUCCUCAACCAGUUGGUCCUCGAGCACCUCCAGCUGGCACCGCUACAGUGGGGUGAGUACACAUGCACACACACACAGUGCCAUCUAUGAGAUGCUUGGCGUUA
This is a messenger RNA of Salvelinus sp. IW2-2015, 3228 nucleotides long. RefSeq names its product trafficking protein particle complex subunit 9-like. Gene Ontology annotation, cellular component: trans-Golgi network. Lineage: Eukaryota; Metazoa; Chordata; Actinopteri; Salmoniformes; Salmonidae. The record is from RefSeq and is a predicted model, not a curated record.